AGCGACGAUAGCUCGUACACUGAAAUGACAACAAGUGAUUGAUAUUAUUGACGACGGUAGAAUGUGAGUUACGAGAGGGAAGAUAUUUCGGCGCGAACGGGAGCGCACUUUGUUGGUUAUGUGAGCUACGAAACGCGUCGUCAUUAGCCGUUUCUCUCAAAUACUGGCCAGGAUGGGCCAGGGUACGGACACCUGCACUGACAGGCCUACCGAAGUCAGCGUCAUUAGAUUUGUAUCGAGGAAUCGCACCAUUGAGGAAAUCGCCCCAAAAAAGGAAAUAUAUACAUGCAAACAACGCGGUUGUGGCAAAAUAUUCACCAAUCAAGAUGAAUACAAAACACACGAAGCUCUUGAAGCUUUAAAAAUUAGGUUUAUCUGUCGGGAACCCGGAUGCGGAGAAGAAUUGUCUGAUCCUGGAAGCAUGUGGCGUCAUUACCAAGAAUGGCAUAAUAAUGAAACAAAUGUAUUUAUAUGUCCCUAUACAAAUUGCGGGUCUUUACAUACAACCAGUAGUAAUUUAGAAGAACAUAUCGAAAGCUGUCACAGACAACCACCAACACUGCCAACCGAACCAGAAGUAAUAUGUUUCGAAGACCUUGAAAGUGCAAUGGAUGAAGAAAUUGUACAAAGCACCGACGAUUGCUACGAGAAAAGGACGAAUGAAAUUUUUGCAAUAAAAGGACAUCAGUACGAUGAUAAUAAUAAGCAAGGUAUUCUUAGAAAUGACAUUAUGCAACAACAAGAAAAAGAGGUUUCACAUGAUCGGAAUACUCCAAAUGAUAACUCAAUUAAGGAAGAUUAUUCUUCUACUAGCGAAUCCUUAAAAGAAACUGGUGGAUUUCCUAUAACUGAAAAUCUAAUCCUAAGUACAGAGAAUUUUCUAUCCAAGUAUGAAGGCAAUACGAACAAAUGUUCAGAACUGCAAAUAGAACAUUCCCAAGAAAAAAGUAACGUAGUUUACGUGAACGGUGAUAUUACCAUUACAAAGAAUUCAAAGAAUGAGAUGUGUAAUAUGAAUUCGAGAAAUCAAGAACAUAGAAUAGAAUUGGAUAAUCUUGAGAGAAUCUUCAGAAGCGAUCAUGAUCGUGAUACUUCGAAAAGCGAAGAGAAUACUGUGGAAACAAACAGUAAUUGUUCGGACGACGAAGAAUAUACUCCAAAGAAGCAACGUAUGUCUAGAUACAAGCAAGAAAUCUACAAGUGUGCCACUAAUGGCUGCGGGAGAAAAUAUAAAUACAUAUCCCAUUAUCGUCAUCAUCAAGACAGUCACAAAUUAGUAGCCAAUACAAUUAGUUCAAAUUCUAAUAAAUCGAUAGUAAAACUAAAACAAGGGAAAGCUACGACGGUCAGUUUUUUCUUGUGUAAAAUUCCUGGCUGUGGAGCACAAGUGAGCAAUGUAACUGGUCUAUGGAAACAUUACCAGGACAAUCAUGCUAAUUCAAAACUGCCAGUAGUACAAGGAACUAAGAAUAAUGAAGUAUUUCGAUGCAAAAUUCCAGGAUGCGAAACAGAGUUCAAUACGACAGUAAUGCUAUAUAAACACUUCAGUGAAGUGCACUCAAAUGGUUCUGGCAAUAAUGCUAGCACAAAUACAAAGACUGGAAAUGGGAGUAGUUUUCAUUAUACUGAAAUAUUCAAAGAUGAUACUACUAGCCCGCAAACAAACUUCAAGACUGACUUUAAGGCAAAACAUAAUAUUAAUGUAAAUGAUUGUACGAAAAAUACCGACGAACAAAGAUUAUCGUCAAUAGUUAAAACGGAAACUCGAGAUUGAUUCGAGAUAAACUAGUGUCUUUAAUCGCGAUAAAUAAUUGUAGCAGUAUAAAGUAGAGUAUUUUACCAGGGCCAUAUGUAUUUGACUUACGAAACGAAUUAUUGUUCCUUCCUCUUUACGAGCUAUUCUAUUCCUCUUUUAUUAUACUUUAUCUCUUUGACUAGUCACUCUUUAUUACGCUUGUAUUAUUAUUUUGAAUGCUACGGCCCUUGUUAAAUACUCGCGUUUUUAUGAUUCUAACUCUGAAUAAUAGAAGCAUGAGACUGGAGAUCAAACUUGAGAACUAUCUAAGUUGUUUUUCUAUGACUUCUAAUUAUCCAAAGAAAUAAUAACAUUAUAUAAUAAAAGUUUCCUAAUUUAAC
Colletes gigas is the source of this 2136-nucleotide messenger RNA. RefSeq lists its product as uncharacterized. The record is from RefSeq and is a predicted model, not a curated record. The transcript is spliced from 6 exons. Gene Ontology annotation, cellular component: nucleus. Gene Ontology annotation, biological process: regulation of transcription by RNA polymerase II. Lineage: Eukaryota; Metazoa; Arthropoda; Insecta; Hymenoptera; Colletidae. The coding region runs from base 173 to 1774 and encodes 533 amino acids.